Messenger RNA from Selaginella moellendorffii, 1890 nucleotides. Its product is annotated as vacuolar protein sorting-associated protein 9A. Gene Ontology annotation, molecular function: guanyl-nucleotide exchange factor activity; small GTPase binding. Gene Ontology annotation, cellular component: endocytic vesicle; cytosol. The record is from RefSeq and is a predicted model, not a curated record. The transcript is spliced from 6 exons. Lineage: Eukaryota; Viridiplantae; Streptophyta; Lycopodiopsida; Selaginellales; Selaginellaceae. Gene Ontology annotation, biological process: vesicle-mediated transport. Bases 18 to 1496 code for a protein of 492 amino acids.
AUGUAAUCGGGGUUUAGAUGUGCCACGCGGAUGGGUUAGGGCUUUCUUCUCGGGUGUUUAGGGCUCGUCGUCUCGUGGAAGCGGCGAUGGAGAAUUCGGAUAUGUUUAAUGCAGCUACCAAGCAGCAGACGUUCCAUGAUUUCCUCGAGCGGAUGAAGCAUCCAUCAGCUGCCGAUCUCGUGCGCUCCAUCAAGAGCUUCAUUGUGAAUUUCAUGAGUAGCCCGAUUGAUCCGGCAAUGGACAGCGCCAGCGCGCAGGAUUUCCUGAGCACGACGGAGGUUGCGUUUAGAGCGCAUCCCUUGUGGGCCGGAGCCACGGAAGAAGAGCUCGAAAACGCCGCGGAGGGACUUGAGAAGUACGUGAUGACAAAGAUCUUUACGCGAGCCUACUCGCCACUCCCGUCGGAUUCUCUCAAGGACCAAGAGCUCUCGGACAAGAUCAGCUUGCUACAACACUUUAUCAAGCCGGAGCACCUCGAUCUUCCUCAAAGUUUUCAAAACGAAGCAUCAUGGCUGAUCGCCGAGAAGGAGCUCCAAAAGAUUAACAGCUACAAAGCUCCGAGGGACAAGCUGGUGUGCAUCCUAAACUGCUGUCGAGUGAUCAACAAUCUCUUGCUCAUGGCCAAGAGCGGCACGCCUCCCGGAGCUGAAGAGUUCCUUCCAGCUCUCAUUUACGUCGUUAUCAAGGCUAAUCCACCGCAGCUCCACUCAAAUCUCCAAUUUAUCGAGAGAUACAGGCACAGCUCCCGGCUGGUUGCAGAGGCAUCCUACUUCUACACGAGCCUGGUAUCGGUGGAAUCAUUCAUCGAGAAGCUGGACGCAAAGUCACUGUCAAUGGACGAAGCUGAGUUUGAGGAAAGGAUGCAAAAUGCUCGGUCAGUCGUGUUCCCGCCGGGCCUUCCUUCGACACCACCCGAGAAGUUACUGCUGCCGAAAGAGAAGGAGGGUUCCAUUACGAAGCCGGACGAACCAACAAAGAGAACAGCAAAGGAGAGCUCGGAGCUCUCUGUGGCAAAGUUGGAAGCCGGGGGAGCGUCCGGGGUCGUGGAAGCGGACAGAAGCGGUCAGCUUGCAAAGGAGUACCCCUUUCUCUAUGCGAGUGCCGGAGACUUGAGAGUCGAAGACGUCGAGUCUCUGCUCACGCAGUACAAGGAGCUGGUCCUGCGAUAUGUUGCGCUCCGUAAAGGCCUGGAAAGCAUUGGAAGAAAGCCGGCGAUUGUCGAAGAGCCUACAUCUCCAGCCCCUGCUCUAGCAGCUCCAGUUCCAGCUCCAGCUCCAGCUCCAGCUCCAGCUCCAUCCGGGACGAUCGCUGCUCAAGACGGUGGAUCGACGUGCUCCAACUCGACAAUCGACGAUGCCUUGCACGACUCCAUCCCGGAGCUCUCGUGGGAUCGGCCGCACGACGAGGAGCAGUGGGAGAAAGUUAACGAGCAGCAGAGCCAUCACGGUGGUGGUGGAAGUGAGGCCAACGAUUUGGACCCGGUGGUGAUCACGUAAGUAAAGGUUGGCUAUGAACAGGCGGGAAGGAAGGUAUUUGAAUUUCGAAUUUGGAGAGAGUGUGCGGCUCAUUGUUGAGAAUUUCAGGUGGCUGUCACUGAAAGACGUGAAACUUGAGUGAAUCCGAUCGAUAGCCGAGGAGAAGCUUUCUCUCGAUAUCAAGUAAAGCAAUGCUAGAAUUUCGCUGGAAGAAAUCGUGGCUUAAGAGAAGUUCUUCCGUAGCGCGGAAGAGUUUCUUUGCAUGGAGAAAUUCGCCAAAACUUGGCAAAGGAAUGGGACGAUCUUAUUGGAAGGAAUUGGUUUUGGGAAUAUGCUGGUUAAUAAAUCUGUAUGAACAAAGAAAUCGCUUUGUACAAAGAAAGGAAAGAAGCUCCCUUGAGCGUUGCAGUGUCAA